AUGGACGCUAGAGUUCAAUGGUGCCUCCGCGAUAAGACUCGGUCAGAUGACGCAUCACGUGAUGGGAUUCCCCGCGGGUUUAGACCGGUUAAGUUACGCGCGCAGCCCGCGGGGCCCGCUUUGGGAGGGGUGGGGAAGUUAAUACCAGGUACGUAUGUGUGCUCCCCAGAUCUCAUCUCAUCUCCCUCAUCUUCAAGUGCCCAACGAACUAUGCUCACCUUCCCCUCUCAGAUUCCCGUGGCACGAGAAAACCAUGUUCCGGUAAUAGUCGGUCAUAGUUCUCCCCACCUCACUUGUGGAUCCCGCCGUGCCAAGAACCCCGCUGAGCGAGGCGGUGUUGUCUCUAAACGACCAACUCUCGGCAGUUCAGCCUCUUUUCUUCCCAUCAAGACGAGUUCCGUUCGGACCCAUGCCCAAUCAGCUGGCUUCCCUUGGUCCUCGGCUAAAAUUCGUGGAAAAGAUGGCUGA
Ilyonectria robusta is the source of this 468-nucleotide messenger RNA. RefSeq lists its product as uncharacterized. The record is from RefSeq and is a predicted model, not a curated record. Bases 1 to 468 code for a protein of 155 amino acids. The transcript has 3 exons. NCBI's taxonomy places the organism in Eukaryota, Fungi, Ascomycota, Sordariomycetes, Hypocreales, Nectriaceae.